AUGGAUCCAAGAACCAACAGCAGUGUGUUCUUUCUGCCCGAAGAGAAGUUUGACUUUGAUGUUUCUCUGUCACCUGCAAGCUCCAAAGGUGAUGAAGAUGAGGAUGAGGUGUUUGCGGCCCAGCAGAGCAGCGUCUCUCGGCCUGAGUGGGCGAGCUGGAGCCCGCUGACCGGAGACCAGCUGGAUGUCAUCUGUGAGGAAGCCCAGCGAGUAGCCGACCAGCUGCAGCACGCCGAGCCCCACCGGACCGGACCGGAGCGGCUCCUCCAGCACGCAGCGACCGGAGCGGAGCGGCUCCUCCAGCACGCAGCGACCGGACCGGAACCGUUCCUCCAGGAUGCCGACGCCAAACUGGGCUUCUUGGGUCAGCCGACGGCGCCGCUCAGUCCCAUCAAACGCCAAACCUUCUGUGUGCAGGACAGUCCUCUGAAGCUGCUGCCCCCCGCCAUCCAGCGCCGCCUGCAGGGAGGAAACACAGUCUCCUCCACCCGCACCUCCUCCUCUACCAGACCCAGCACCUCCUCCUCCUCUACCAGACCCAGCACCUCCUCCUACUCUACCAGACCCAGCACCUCCUCCUCUACCAGACCCAGCACCUCCUCCUCCUCUACCAGACCCAGCACCUCCUCCUCUACCAGACCCAGCACCUCCUCCUCCACCAGACCCAACACCUCCUCCUCCUCUACCAGACCCAGCACCUCCUCCAUCUCUACCAGACCCAGCACCUCCUCCUCUACCAGACCCAGCACCUCCUCCUCCACCAGACCCAGCACCUCCUCCUCUGACACUAAGCCCAGGAUGGCGCUGAGAGGAAGGUCGGGGUUCGUGCUGCCGAGUAAACCGGCCGUCCCUUCAACUUCCUGUCAGACCAGAACAGAGAGAAGCAGACUGCAGCCACCCAGCAAAAUGGCGAGUUCUCGUCCCUCCAGCCGAGCCGGGUCAUGUGACGAUCUUCUCUCCGACUCGGCCAGCGACUCCUCGCUCAACUCGAGCAUGCUGGGAAAGCGCCUGCUGGCCCCGCCCACUAAGACUGUGAUGAACCAGUCAGGGAUGAGAGCUCCGCCUCCUCAGAGCAGGAGGGUGAUGGAGAGGAAGAACACCUCCUCCUCCUCUUCUUCCUCCUCCUCAGCGUCUCCAGCUGUAGCUAAACUGAACUCAUCUGUGACCCGCCGUCUGAGUGGCUGCCCCGCCCCCGCCAGCAGACCGGCCAAUCAGAGCAGACCGCACCGCCCCGUCUCCGCUGCUGAGCCGCCUGCCGGCCGCCGCUCUCUGUCCCUGCAGAGCCGGAGACCGUCUGAGGCCGGCCGCUCCACGCCGCUGCAGAGGGCCGAGGCCACGCCCAGGACCGGCUCCGUCGGCGGCUCCGCCCGGAGACAGAGCGGACUGAAGACCUUCAUCCCCCCCACACCCAGCGGAAGAGUCAGAGCGGGUUGCCAUGGAGACGCUGUUUCGUCUCCAGACGUCUCGAAGUCAAUGAGGCCAAAGAGGCUGAUGUCACUGAGCGGCGUGGACAGUCUUCCUCAGAGGCCAGCGGGUCAUGUGACGCCCUCUGCUGGAGGCGGGGGGGCGCGGCGGCCCUCAGCCCUCCCCACUCCGCUGAGACGCAGGAUGUCCUCCAUCCCUGUAGCCACGCCCACCAACCAGCCCCGCCCCCUGCCGCCCAGCUGCAGCCCCGUCCCCACAGACGCACAGGAGGCGGAGCCUGUCGACAUCCAGCCCUUCUCAUUGGAGGAGGAGGAGGCCCCCGCUGCCCAGCCCCCCACCACUCCACAGACUGACCAAUCAGAGAGCAGGGAUCCUGGAUCGCUGACUCAAGAGAGCCAAUCAGAGAGCAGCGAUCCUGUAUCGCUGACUCAAGAGAACCAAUCAGAGAGCAGGGAUUCUGGAUCUCUGACUCAAGAGAGCCAAUCAGAGGGCAGCGAUCCUGGAUCGUUGACUCAAGAGAGCCAAUCAGAGCCGAGCAAGAACCUGAUCGAACUGGAGACGACUGAAGAGAAGAAGAGUGAAGAGGUUCUCCUGUUGGAUCUCACUCCUCCUGCUCCUGCUGCUCUGAAGGAGAAGCUGCUGAUCGACCUGACCAACACCCCCGAGCCGUUCCGCUCCGCCAGCAGCAAGACCUGCACCUCCAAACAGCUGAUCGAUCUCAGCUCUCCUCUCAUCAAAUGGAGUCCAGACGACAAGAAGGAGAACCUGGUCCUCAUAAACCUGUCCUUCUGAUCCUGGACCCUGAUCACCUGGACC
Messenger RNA from Scomber scombrus (Atlantic mackerel), 2241 nucleotides. RefSeq names its product G-2 and S-phase expressed 1 (gene gtse1). Lineage: Eukaryota; Metazoa; Chordata; Actinopteri; Scombriformes; Scombridae. The transcript is spliced from 10 exons. The record is from RefSeq and is a predicted model, not a curated record. Gene Ontology annotation, cellular component: microtubule cytoskeleton; cytoplasmic microtubule. Gene Ontology annotation, molecular function: microtubule binding. The coding region runs from base 1 to 2217 and encodes 738 amino acids.